UGGGGGGUAACCAUGAUCAGGCAGGUGAGCUGUAAGCCCAGCUCCACUCUUGGGCCCUCAGUAAAACAGUAACUUUAAAGGAAAUGAAAUAGCCAGUGCUGAAGGGGGUCGUCCUCUGGAGGGUCGUAAGAGAGGGGAAAGGAUUAGUGGCUGCAGCCUUGCUAAAAAUAUUCCGCACUAAUAACGCCGUUCUCAACUGAUUCCUCCCACCCCCACCCGCCUAGCCCUCCAUCAACGAAAACCUCACCUAACGACCUCGCUCCAACCUGGGAAAAAACCCUGAGCAAAAGAGCUUCUCUGAGAAAAAAUUGAGGUACGCUAACUUUUAUUCUCAUUGUUCUUACAAAAAAAGCUUAACUGGUUGUAGAGAGAGAAAAAAAGAUUGGGUUAAAUAAAGGCAGGUUUAAAUGUUGGCGAUUCUUUUAAAACUCUUCAAAGUUUAUAAAUCCCUUUCCUGUGUAUGGUUCUGGCUUGUUUAGUAAGCUCAGCAGAAGCAAUUUUUCACUCGUGAACUCUGCUCAAUUUAUGCUAAAAGCGUCAUCGAGCAGAGAGUUCAAUACGUUUUUCAAAAGAUUAUCAGUCCUUCCUCCACUUCACUUUCUCUCUCUCUCUCUCUCCCCCCAUCCUUUAUUUAUUAAAUUUGAUUAGAUUUGAAAAAGAGGAGGCUGCAAAACACCAGAUAGUUGUAUCUGGCAGCUGUCCCUCUGGUUUCUAACCCCCUUUCAUAUUUUGCUCAGGGUUUUUCUUCAUGCAUACUGUACAGACCACCCUCACUCUGAAGAAGGGCAGCAGAGAUGCCCAACUCCAUCCUUCCCUGCCCCCUGCGAGGGCAAGGUUGGCAGAGGGGGUUUCAACUGUCCCCCCAAAGAGGCCGAGGGUCCAUGGCGGGGACCAGACUGUGCCCGAGGUGCCCCUGGUUGUGGAGGGUGCCCAGGCGCCUGCUUUUCUCAGGAAGCUGAAGAAUGCAGCGAUAGGCACUGGCUGUGACAUCAGGCUGAAGGUGGCAGUGACAGGGUGCCCCGUACCCACACUGGCCUGGUACAAGAAUAACCACUGCCUGGCACAGGAGAGCGGGGAGUACGGGGCGCUGUGGAUCCGGGAUUGCAAGCCCACCGACGCUGGGGUCUACACCUGCAUCGCUCGGAACUGCGUCGGAGAAUCCCAGUCUUCAGCUGUGCUGGCUGUGUUGGAAUUGGAAGACUCGGAGGAAUGUGGCGAAGAGGAAACGUUUGAAACACAGAAAGUGGAAGCUUCGGAGGGAUAUCCCCACCAUCAGCAUGCUGCUGUCCAAAGAGAGCCGACAGAAGGAGAAUUGCGGAAUUUGACGGACACGAGCCGGGACAGCACACCCUCCUCGCUGCGGACUGCCCUCGAGCAGCUGGCACCGUCCGAACACCCGAGUGCAGGUCAAUCACCAGCCGAGAGCCAGAGAGCGCUGGCAGGAGGAGGAGAGGUCGACGAGGAGGAGCGCAGUGCCAGCCGUGCCCACGGGUGCCCACCCUGGGAGGUCGCCAGGCAAGCUGACACACCGCAGUCCCCUGAUGCUCAGAUCAGGCACCUUGGGGUGGAGCCACUGAUUCGCGCAUCUCGUUCUAAUCUGGCCUAUAGUAGCUGGGGUUCAGAGGACAGUCUGUCUGUCUCUAGCGAUGUGUAUGGGAGCAUGUUCAGCUUGUACAGAGGGAAAGCCUUAUCAAUACCCGCGGACCUCUGUGAGAACACCUCGGGCAGGAGCCCACUGGAACACCCCAUCGAGCCAGCCCCCAGGUUGGAUACCAUGGCCCAGAACCAAGGGGCUUCUAGAGCCUCGGGCCUACCGCCCACAUCUCUCAAAACCAGGCCGGCCAGCCCCAAAGCCUCGCGGGUCAGCCUGGCCCAGCCGAUAACACCGCUCACUCCUCGCCGGAAGCUCAGCAUGCCGUCGGAAUACCGGGACACCGUGCCGGCAGAGUUCCAGGACAAAGCCAAGAAACCCAAGGUGGCGGCCGGGGGGAACAGUCCACUCCCAGCCCGGAGAUCCAGCUCGGGAGACGCUUCUCCCGCCCAUUCGCGCUCUGGGUCCUGGGCCUCGGACAGGAUGAGGUACCUGGAGACAUUCCCGGAGCGGCGGCGGAGUUUCGAGUUGGCGGACGGUCAGCCGUGGCCCGGUUUCCGGAAGUGGCGAUCCUUCGACCACACCGAGCAGCGGGAGGGCAGGCUGCGGCCAUCUCUGUCCGAGAUGCUGGACAGCGAGGGGCGGGGAGGCCUGAGGGCGGAAGGCGGAGCAGGGGCCGAGGCGAAACGCUCGCUGUUCCGGCAGAAAGCAGCAUCUUUUGAUGAGCGGGGACGGUAUGCUUCCAGGGCCCGGGACGUCGAGCUGAAGAUCUCGGAGGAGCUGAGCCGAAUCAAAAAGACGGCCAUGAGCUCGAUGGUGGCUAGGCCUGUGCUGAGGUCCCCAGUACUGGAGCGCGCUGUCAACCGUGAGCUGUCCUCACGGAAAGCCGCCAGCUCUAAGUGGGCCCCGAACCCCCCAGGAGAGGUACCUCGGGGGCUAGAGGGGUCACGGUCAGACGGCUCACAUAAACCUCUGCAAUGGGGCGUUGCCACGGCGAGGGGGCAUGACCAGGAUCCUGAGCCAGGCAAGGCCGAAGCACGAGAUCCCGCUGUCAACCAUCUGGACCAGGAGCACUCCGGAUCCCCCGGUCAACAAUCCCCAUCCCGGCCUCCGGGCGCCCCUCAGCCUGUCGUGGAGACGGUCGUGAAGAUCAGGUCUGCUCCUGAGGGCCGCGCUCUGGUUACCGCCCCUGCCCUGCCCUCGCUGCCCGGGUGGAACGCCAAAUCCUCGCUGCCCCUCCCCAAGGAGGCCGCGGACUGGCGCAGGGGGAGGCCGGAGCUGGGAGACGCUGCCCCGAGGCUAGGCCUUGCACCCCUCAGCCCAGCCUGCAUGACACCCCCCAGACCCCCUGGCACUGCGCCCGGUGAGGGAAUGAGGAGCCCGGAGCCAGACCACAUCGGGGCCGACUCCACUAUGGAUUUGAAAGAAGAUGGUGCCGCCCUAGCUCGGGAGAAAUCCGGCCGGAAAACUGCCAGAGGGAAAUCUAAGAAAUCCCGCCCCACUUCGCCGGAGCUGGAAUCCUCAGAUGAUUCUUAUGUCUCAGCUGGUGAAGAUCCUUUAGAGCCGCCAGUAUUCGAGAUUAGUAUCACCGACUCACUGGUCACAGUGGGGGCAUCGGUCCUUCUGAAAUGUAUCAUCACCGGAACACCAAUGCCUGAAGUUGUCUGGAAGAAGGAUGGUGAGGUCCUAAAAUCGAGCCAGACGCACAUGCUGAAGGCAGAGGGAGAGAGACACACCCUGUACAUCCCCUCGGCGACCACCCUGGACGGGGGCCUGUACUCGGUCAGCGCGGCCAAUGAAGUGGGACUGGCCAGCUGCUGUGCCUCUGUUCAGGUCCGAGUAGACUCCACGGCAGACCGGAAAUCAUUGCCCCUCCCCACGGAGCUGUACAGUCCCAUCACAUCAGAUGAGGAGUACCUGAGCCCCCUGGAAGACCCCAUCGAUUUGACAUACAAGGGGAAACAGGCCCUGAGGCUGCCAGAGAGCCAACCCAGUGUCAUAGAGACCCACUUCAGAGCUCCGCCCAGCUUUCAGGUUUCCCUGAGUGACCAGGUUGCAGUGGAAGGACAGAACAUCAGUCUGACUGUGUGUGUGCUCGGACAGCCCAAGCCAAUCAUUUACUGGCUGAGAAACCGCGAGCCGGUGAAAAGCGACAGCCGGCACUACGUGCUGGAGGGGCAGGAGGGAAGGUUCCAUUUGAACAUCGUGGCUGUUCAGAGGGAAGAUUCCGGAAUGUACUCCUGCAAAGCCAUCAACGAGUACGGAACGAAACAGUGUGAAGGCAAGCUGGAGGUCAAAGUGCGACGUGAGGACCAGGCACUGACCAUCCUGGCUCCGUGCCGGGAUAUUACAGUGAACGCCGGUGAGUCUGCCUGUUUGGAGUGUGAGGUGCGGGGUCCUCCUGACGUUGAUGUCGACUGGCUGACCAAUGAGAAGCUGGUCCAACCCGCACUGCUCAACUGCAAAAUGCACUUUGACGGCAAAAGAUGUAAACUCUUGCUUAAGUCAGUACACGAGGACGACUCAGGAGUGUAUACCUGCAAACUCAGCACGGCCAAAGAUGAGAAGACAUGUAGUGCCAGGCUGACAGUGCUGCCCUCAGUCUCCCCGCUCUUCACCAGGAAGCUCGAGGAUGUCUUUGUGAUCGAGGGCAGGACGGCCCACCUCGACGUGAAAGUGAGCGGGACCCCCCCGCCCACCAUCACCUGGAUGCACUACGGUGAGCGGGUGGUGGAGACGGAGGAGGUACGUAUCGUGAGGGACCAGGGUUUACACUCGCUCGUCAUCCUCCACGCAGCCAGUGACAAUGAGGGAGAGUACGCUGCCAUUGCCCAGAACCCCCACGGGGAUGCCUUCUGCUCCGCCGACCUCUACGUAGAAGAGCCACGCCCAGUGGUCUCCUUGCCAAUGGCCAAACUAGAAAAGAUGCCAUCGAUCCCUGAGGAACCAGAAGUCCCAGAGAACGAGACAGAGCGUUUCACCAUGCCGGACUUUAUCAAGCCCAUCCAGAACGUGGAGGUGACGGAAGGCAAGGAUGCGGUGCUCGAGUGCCAGGUUACGGGGCUGCCCUAUCCUGCCAUCACCUGGUAUCACAAUGGCCACAGGCUGGACAGCACAGACGAGAGGAGAAUGACACAGUAUAAAGACAUCCAUCGUCUGGUCAUUCGCUGUGCUGACCAUUCUCACGCAGGCGUUUAUAAAAGUGUCAUAGCCAAUAAGGUGGGGAAGGCCACAAGCUACGCCCACAUAUUCGUAUCUGAUGUGAUCCCAGAUACUCCCAAUGGCCCAGCUGUGGUCUCCGCAGUGACCGGCAGGACAGUGACCCUCCAGUGGAACAAACCCAAAAAACUCGACCCAUCGAUAGAUCCUGCCACGCUGACCUAUGUUAUUCAAAGCCAGGUGGUGGGGACUCAUCAGUGGCACGUCCUGAAAACCAACGUCAGGGAGACCAGCUACACCGUCCAGGGCCUGAACAAAGGCAGUGUGUACCUCUUCCGGGUCCAGAGUGCAACAUCAAAGAGCUGCAGCAAGCCCUCCCCCGUCUCAGAGCCCAUUAAACUCCUGGACAGAGGUCCCUAUCUGGAGGAAGCUCCUUGUUUUACUGACAAGCCAGAUGAAGUGUUUGCUGUGGAAAACCAGAGCAGCUGCAUUACCUGCACCCUGAAUUAUGUGCAGGCAGAAGUCUCAUGGACAAGGAAUGGCGUGGAAUUGACCAACAAACCUCGGAUCUAUGAGCUGUGCAUGCCCGAUGAUGACCAGCACAUGCUGAAGAUUGUGAAAGUUGGAAAGGCUGAUGUUGGAGAGCUGAUGGUCACAGCUAGGAACAAACAUGGAGAAGAUUCCUGUCGAAUAGCUCUGCUCCUGGCAGAGGCCCCCCGGUUUGAGUCCAUCAUGGAAGACAUGGUGGUGAGCCCAGAGGAGACAGCGAGGCUGGCUGUGGUGGUCGAAGGGAAACCGUUACCAGACAUUCUCUGGUUCAAAGAUGACGACAUACUGGUGGAAAGCAACCAUUUGUCAUUUGUUUACGAUGACAGUGAGUGCUCACUGGUCAUUCUCAACACCACCGAGUCCGACAGUGGGGUCUACACAUGUACAGCCACAAACUUGGCCGGAGAGGUCUCCUGCAAAGCUGAGCUCACCAUUCUGAAAGGGAAAACUGGGAAUGAUGAACCCAUGGAUGAUGAGGAUACGAUCUUACGAAAAAUGAGGCUGUUAUCUGAUUAUUACGACGUGCACCAGGAGAUUGGGAGGGGUGCGUUUUCGUGCGUCAAACGGGUCACAGAGAGGAGCAGCAAAUUAGACUACGCUGCCAAGUUCAUUUCCUUCCGUGCCACCCCCCGGGACGAUGCGGUGAGGGAGCUCGAGAUUCUGUCCCAGCUCGAUCACGAGAGGAUUGUCUUCUUCCACGACGCUUUCGAGAAAAAGAGCAGCAUCGUUAUUGUACUGGAGCUCUGUACUCAGGAGGAGCUGUUUGAUCAUCUGGUGAAGAAACAGUGUGUCCUGGAAACCGAGCUGCGAUUAUAUAUCCGUCAGAUCCUGGAGGGAGUCAGCUACCUCCAUCAGAACAGCAUCCUUCAUCUGGACAUCAAGCCAGAAAAUAUCCUCAUGGCAGACGCAGCAAGCGAGAGCAUCCGGAUCUGCGACUUUGGCAAUGCUCAGGCAGUGACUCCGGGAACGCCGCAGUUCUGUCGGUUCGGAACUCCGGAAUACGUCUCCCCGGAGAUUGUCAAUCAGGAGGCAGUCUCAAACGUCACCGAUAUCUGGCCUGUGGGAGUCAUCGCCUACAUUGGCCUGACUGGGAUCUCCCCGUUUCACGGCGAGAAUGACAAGUCCACAUUGUUUAACGUGAGAAAUUACAACGUGGCUUUCGAGGAGAACAUGUUUGUGAGCCUGAGCCGAGAAUCCAGGGGAUUCGUCAUCACCCUCCUGGUGGACAGCGCACAGAGACCGUCUGCGGAUGAGUGUCUGCAACACGCCUGGUUUUCUAGUAUCUUUACCGUGAAGGGGAAGGUGAUUAACACUGAGCAGCUGAAGAUCCUGGUGUCCCGUCGACGAUGGCAGUGUUCUCUGAUCAACUAUAAAUCCUCGAUGGUGAUGAGGUCCAUCAACGAGCUCCUGGAGGACACAACCGGCCACACCCACAUUGGGAUUCCCAAACACCUGAGUGAGAAUCGCCUCACAUCUGUACUGUCCUCCUCCUCCGACUCCGAUGACAUCGAGGAGUUCCCCUUUAUCCCAAAGCCCCUGCAGCCUGAGCUCCUGUCUAGUCGGCUCCCCCUGCAUCAGCUCCGGCACGACCACGCCACGGCGUCGGCCGCACAGAACGGGCUCAGCCUGGCGGCCGGCGAGGUGCCAGCGGGCGAGCGACGGGCAGCUCUCAGCCCCUCGCCCAGGAAGAGCAAAGAGGAACUGGAGCAGAGCCAGGCCAGGAGGAAGGAGAACGGGGAGGUCAAACUAGAUGGGACGGGCAAAACUCGCCCAAAGGUGCCAAGGAAGAGAUCGACAGACGUUGAACCCCCGGAAUCGUCCUCGGACGAAGACUCCGAGGCUCAAAGGAAGUCUGGAGCACCCAGGCGGAGUCUCCGGAAGGGAGUGAGCAUCGACACCCCGGAUUCUCUGCGGGCAGAAGCCGCGUCCAGGAGGGGUGAGUUCCGAAGGGGCAGUUCCGCCGACUCUGCCCUGGCCCUGCUGGGCGCUCAGGAAAUGGGGGAAGGCGCGGGCAAGAACGAGACCGGGAAGCAGGCCGACGUCCCAGGCAGGCUGAAGAAGUCGAUGUCCAUGGAGCUUCCCAGGAGGAGCCCGAGCCCCGGGAGAUUGGAUGACUUGGCCGCUCAGAGGCGCAAGGGAGCUGUUCCCCAGGAGGACUACGCGCUGAAGCUCGAGCUGAUGAGGCAGCGCCUCCUACGGGGUGGCUCCGUCGACAGCAAGAUGAGCGGCCUGCGGGGCCCACUUCUGGAACACUUGGGAAUCCCGGAUGAGCCCAAGCAGCGCUCCUCAUCCCUGGAACGACAUUCCCUCCGGCCACCAAGACCAGAAAAGGUGUCUGCCCAGCCCAGGUUGGCCAGGGCAGUGUCCAGUGACACUGCCCCCAGCGAGGAGCCCUCUGAAGGCCAUCUCCUGAGGAAGAGUGCAUCAUUCUCCCAGGGGGGGGAAUCCACUGUCCUCCACCGGCCAGUGGGGGCCCCAUUGGAAAUCCCCGUCCCCCAGCUGGAUUCGCGAGGCUACGCCGAGCCCUCCUUUCCCCUGAAGGAAUCGCCCUCACUCUCGGCUUUGACUGAUCCCUCCAAGUACGAUGGCUCCAGGCCCCCGACACCAGUCAGGUCCACCAUCAGCAAGGACCAGAGAGCAGCCACGCCUGAGAUUAAGAUGGCAGAGGAGCUGAGGUUGGAAGUGGAAGGGCCUUGCAUGAAGACAAUGAUUGGAAAGACCGCUGUCAUCACCCACAGUAACCUGUCAGCUGACACCCCCGCCCCCAGCUCCAGCCCUGCCUCCGAACCCCUCCAGGUAGAUGACCUGUCUUCGGUGACUCCUACAGUCCCAACCACCUCCCGAGGGGAAUGGUCAAGGCCAUCGCUGCCCGCCGGGGGCAAACUCCGAGCCUCUGCCCCCCCAGCUCCCCCAGCAACCGGACCCCUCCCAGUCCUGGAGCCUCCAGGCAUCCCCACUCUAUCCACUAAGGGGGCAGUGGACACAGCUACGACCCCGGAAGGUGUAGCCGAGAGGCCUGAAGACAAGGCCCCGGUCUCCCCUGACAGCAGCCAACCCCUGGUGACCAGUCAGGCUCCCGGAGACGGUGUUAAGGCCCUCAUCCUGGUCCCCCAGCUGGACGGAGCCCCAGUGGGGCAGGGGGAGCAAAACCAGAUCAGUCCGAACCAGGAAGCCAUCCCCCCACCAAUGAAAGUCAAGUCAUCGAGCUUGGGCCAGUUCUUGAAUAUUGAGAACAUUGAAUCUGAGGAGGUCUUUGAGGCAAAGUUUAAGAAGGUGAAGCAGCAAUCGUCAUUGACCCGAAGUCUGAAACAUCUGAUAAGACCCAAAUCUGAGGAGAAAUUGGGGCAACCCCCCCAUAAAGGAGACAACAUGUAUCGCCCAGCAGAACGAGGGGCACCUAUACAGGUCCUGAAGGGGCAAGAGGCUUUACUCAGCUACAGAGAGGACAAGUCCAGGUCCAGGUCUGAGCAGAACAUUCCAGAAGCUGCAAAGGAAUCCAGCUUUGUCAGGAAGCUGUCGCUGAGGUUCAAGGGGACACCAGGAAAGGAGGAGAAGGCGCGGGAUGAGCUGCCGGUCAGUGGCCGUAAACAUUCUUGGUCCUUUGGGAGAAGCAGUGCGAAGGAUAGGAAGCCGGAGGAGGGGGCGGAUUGGGAGAGAGGGAAGCUGGAGCUCGGCUCCCCUCAGAGUGAGUCCGAGCCCCUCAGGAAGGAACACAAGAACUCUCCAGCCCUGACCAUGAGGAGGAAGAUCGAGUCAACCAUCUCAGGCAUCUCUCUCCGGUUCAGUCACAGCCACUCAGAGGAGAGGGUGGAAGGCAUUUCCUCAGAGCCCGGGGCUCCCGCUCUGCAGGAGGCAAAGGAGGGCAAGCGGGGGCCCUUCCUGUCUCUGCUGAGGAGGUCGACCUCAGAGGCAGGGUCGCUGAAGAAGCUGGGCAUCCCACAGAACCAGCUGGCAACGCAGACUCGCCCGACACCCUCCUCAGAGUCACUGCAGUCAGACACCAGUGUCUCUAAACCUGAGAGAGCAUCUGCUCACGGUGAGCGAAGGUCACAGUGGGAACGAUGGGGCUUCCUGAGAAUGAGAAGAGACAAGGCGAUAUCACAACCUAAUAUCUCUCUGGCUGUGGCCUCUGAGGAAGCUUCAAUGGUCUAUCACAGAAGUGCUUCAGAUUUCCCUCCCGUCUUCCAUGUUAAACUUAAAGACCAGGUGCUGCUUGAAGAUGAUUCCUUAACUCUCUGUAGUUUACCGGCAGGAAGCCCCACUCCGACUGUCAUCUGGUCAAAAGACCAGCACCCGCUCGUGCCGGAUGACAGGAUCAUGAUCGUGUCGUGUCCUGAUGGCCGCCAGCUCGUGACCGUGGCGAAGAUGUCGCGAGACGACACCGGCGUGUACGAGUGCUCAGCCACCAACCCCCUGGGGUCAGCCAGUAGUUCUUGCACCGUCUCCCUCGCUCGGCUCCCCGGGAGGCCAGGACCCCCUGAAAUCCCUCAAGUGUACAAGAACACAGCCCUCAUCAUUUGGAAACCAGCAGAAGCCCUCAGCCCUUGCACCUACACAUUGGAGCAGAAACUUUCUGGAGAGGACAGCUGGAAGGUUCUCUCAGCUCAAAUUACCGACUGUUUCUUCAACGCCACCGAGUUACCUAGCGGCACCCUCAGGUUCCGAGUGGCUUGUGUUAACAAGGCUGGCCAAGGCCCGUACAGUCAGACCUCAGACAGGGUUGUUAUCGAGGAGGAGAGACCAGUUACAGAGCAACACUCUCCACCUGCUCCCACCAUCUCCUCAGUGCCAGUCUAUCCCACAAAAGUGACACCAGCCCAUGACCCAGGACCCCCAACCAUGACCUCCCCAUUGACUGUGACCCCAACCUCCUCAAAGUUCACCCCUGCCCCAAAGACAGUGACCUCUGCCCGAACUGCGACCUCUGCCCCAACACCGAGCCCUACCUCAAUAGUGACCCCUGCCCCUACAGUGACCCUAGCCCCAAAGACAGUGACCUCUGCUGUAACUGUGACCCCUGCCCCAACACCGAGCCCUACCUCAAUAGUGACCCCUGCCCCUACAGUGACCCUAGCCCCAAAGACAGUGACCUCUGCUGUAACUGUGACCCCUGCCCCAACAUCUACCCCUACCUCAACGGUGACCCCUGCCCCUACAGUGACCCCAGUCCCAAAGACAGUGAACCCUGCCCCUAAGACUGUGACCCCUGCACCUAUGGUGACCCCUACGCCAACAAAGUUCAAGUCUGUGACCAGCUCCCCCGUAACUCCAUCAGUCUCUCUGUUGGCAGCUGCCACUCAACCCGUCUCUCCAGCUCGUGAUGUUGCCCCUGCCCCGAGCAUCUCUCCGGUGGGAUCGGACUCUUCAUUGACUCCUACCAGGCUGUCCCCCAACUCCAGGCUGGCCGAUGGUUCCACCAUGGGACUGAGGCAGGGUGUCCCCCAGAAACCCUACACGUUCAUGGAAGAGAAGGCCAGGGGACGCUUUGGCGUGGUCCGAGAGUGUAAGGAAAAUGCCACCGGGAAAAUUUUCAUGGCCAAGAUUAUUCACUACGAGGGAGAGAACAAGCAGACGGUGCUCCAGGAGUAUGAGGUCCUGAAGGCUCUGCAUCAUGAGAAGAUCAUGUCUCUCCAUGAAGCCUACGUCACGCCUCGAUACCUGGUGCUGAUCUCAGAAAACUGUCUGGGCAAGGAAAUACUCUACAGCUUGAUUGACAGGUUCCGAUACUCUGAGGAUGAUGUUGUCAGCUACAUCCUGCAGAUUCUCCAGGGUCUUGAGUACCUGCACGGCCGACGCAUUGUUCACCUGGACAUUAAACCGGACAAUGUCAUCGUCACCUACCUCAACAUCAUCAAGCUGGUGGACUUUGGCAGCGCCCAGUUCUUCAAUGCUACUGUGCCGAAACCUCUGGGUCGCCGAGUGGGCACUCCGGAGUACAUGUGUGAGUCUUACACUGAGGCCUGA
Stegostoma tigrinum is the source of this 11263-nucleotide messenger RNA. RefSeq names its product striated muscle enriched protein kinase a (gene spega). Gene Ontology annotation, molecular function: protein binding; ATP binding; protein kinase activity. Lineage: Eukaryota; Metazoa; Chordata; Chondrichthyes; Orectolobiformes; Stegostomatidae. Gene Ontology annotation, biological process: protein phosphorylation. The transcript has 39 exons. Bases 749 to 11263 code for a protein of 3504 amino acids. The record is from RefSeq and is a predicted model, not a curated record.